Molecule: messenger RNA, 1335 nt
Organism: Rhagoletis pomonella (apple maggot)
Lineage: Eukaryota; Metazoa; Arthropoda; Insecta; Diptera; Tephritidae
Exons: 1
Coding region: 1-1335 (444 amino acids)
Source: RefSeq, a predicted model, not a curated record
AUGGACGAGACAAACCAGCUGGGCCCAGCCGGAGACGGUCAAAUAAACGCCAUUAUCGCGACAUUAAACGCCUUAAGAGCAUCGGUGGAAGAACUGAGGAACAGCACCGUCGAAAGCCAACGAGAUAUAAUAAGGUUGCGCGAGAACAUUCGGCCACAGGAAAUGGGUGAGCAAAACGUGACAAUACAGCCAGCACCACGCGAAUCGAGCAUAGUCGCCAUGCCAUCGACAGAUUCGACAGUCAAACUCUACGAUUUGCCCACGUUUGCCGGUAAUGCGGAAGAAUGGCCGCUGUUUUUUGCCAACUAUAACGACACCACCGAGGCAUUCGGAUACAGCCAUCGCCAAAACUUAAUGCGACUACAGAAGUGCCUUGUAGGCCCUGCAAAAGAAGCAGUGGCAGCGAUGCUAAUUCACCCAAACGAUGUGCCAAACGUUUUAAGGGAGUUAGAAUUUAGGUUUGGUCGGCCAGAUAUUCUAGUUAAACAUCAGAUACAAAAACUACAGCAGUUUCCGCCAAUCGUCGAGCAGAAACUGGAACAGAUUGUGCCAUUUUCGUCCAGAGUACGCAACGUGGUAGCCUUCCUGAAAUCCGCAAAAUGUCACCAGCAUCUAGCAAAUGUCUCCCUGCUAGAACAAAUGGUAUGUAAACUACCGCAAAAUAAGCAGUUUGACUGGGCCAAACAUUCAGUCACCAUUAGACCGUAUGCAACUAUAGAAGACUUCAGUACGUGGUUGAGCGAGCUAGCCAGAGUCGUGUGCCUGAUGCCAACUACUACACACAGUACCAGAACUAAUGCGCCAUCUGGUAAUCCUCGUCGUGUAAUGCAUAUUCAGGAGGAAAGAGCAGAGGAAGCAGCAAAAUGUCUUCAUUGCAGCGGUGAUCAUCCUAUCCUGAAGUGCGCUUCGUUCAAAGCCGCAGACGUGCAAGCCAGAUGGGAAUUUGUGAAGAAUCGCCAGUUGUGUUUCUCCUGCUUGCGAAAGGGUCACAUUACUGGAAAAUGUCGUUCAAGGAAACUGUGCGGCAUAAACGGAUGUCAGCGUUAUCACAGUCAUCUCUUACACAACAAUGAAGUUCCACUCACAACAUCGCGCCAAAUCGCUCAAUGUGUUAGAAGUGUGCAGCCCGUGUUAAACUGUCGCCUCGUUCAUGGAACGUCCAAGCAGCUGUUCAAGAUGUUGCCUAUCAACAUUUACGGACCGAACGGUAAAUACGAAAUUUUAGCAAUGUUUGAUGAGGGUUCUGCCAUCACAAUUUUAGAGGAAGACAUCGCCAGAAAGAUCGGGGUUCGUGGCCAGAGUCACCCUCUCACGCUUCAGUGGUAUGACGACUGA